Vanrija pseudolonga is the source of this 1134-nucleotide messenger RNA. Its product is annotated as Alpha-ketoglutarate-dependent sulfonate dioxygenase. The coding region runs from base 1 to 1134 and encodes 377 amino acids. NCBI's taxonomy places the organism in Eukaryota, Fungi, Basidiomycota, Tremellomycetes, Trichosporonales, Trichosporonaceae. The transcript has 2 exons. Gene Ontology annotation, molecular function: 2-oxoglutarate-dependent dioxygenase activity. The record is from RefSeq and is a predicted model, not a curated record. Gene Ontology annotation, cellular component: cytoplasm.
AUGGCUCCCAUCGCUACUGCUACCCAGCCCGAGGCCGUCGCGGCCGACCUCAAGAAGCUCGCCGUCACCGACCUCGGCGCGACCGCCGCCGCCAAGAUCCCGGCCGGCAAGUGGUUCUCCGAGACGGGCCUCCCCGAGUCAGAGUACCCCUACAAGCACCUCCUCCCCACGUGGGACCAGGAGACCAAGUACGUGCCGCUGGGCGACUUUGAGCACGUCGACCCGGGACACAAGGCCAAGGACGACGCAGACCCGCGCUCGUUCCUCAAGGACGCGACCGUCGACAACCUCUCGCCCAAGUUCGGCACCGAGGUUACCGGCGUGCAGCUCUCCGCGCUCGACACGCACGGUCGCGAGCAGCUCGCUCUCUUCGUCGCUGAGCGCGGCGUUGUCGUCUUCCGCGACCAGGACUUUAUCGACCAGGACCCCCGCUGGCAGGUGGACAACUGGGGCUCCUUCUUCGGCCGCAACCACAUCCACCCGACCUCGGGCCAGCCCAAGGGCGCACCCGAGCUGCACCUCGUCUAUCGCGCCCCCGACUCGGACUACAACUUUCCCUACAAGCACAAGCUCAACUCGAAGGGCUGGCACUCGGACGUGUCGUACGAGAAGCAGCCCCCGGGACUCACCGCGCUGUUCCUGUACGACUCGCCCCCCUCGGGCGGCGACACGCUCUACCUCGACCAGCGCGAGGCGUACAACCGCCUCUCGCCCAGCUUUGCGGCGUACCUCGAGACGCUCGAGGUCGUGCACAGCGGCUUUGAGCAGGCGGCGUACGCGCGCUCCGGCGAGCGCGGCCCCGAGCGCACCGUCCGCCGCGAGCCCGUCAAGAACACGCACCCGCUUGUCCGCCGCCACCCCGUGACAGGCGAGAAGGCUUUGUACGUCACGCGCGUGUUCUCGCGCUCGAUCGUCGGCCUCAAGCAGGAGGAGUCGGACGCCAUCCUCAACCUCCUCUACGACCACAUUGAGAACGGCAUCGACUUCCAGGUCCGCGCGCGCUGGAAGCCCCGCACCGUGGUCCUCUGGGACAACCGCACGACGGCGCACACGGCUAUCGCCGACUUUGACAGCACCAAGGCGAAGCGCCACGGCGCGCGCAUCACGCCGCAGGCCGAGCGCCCGUUCCUCUAG